AUGAGGAAGAACCCCUUUGGAGUAAAGAGCCAGGACACAUCGACAGUUGAGUCCGUUAUUUGCAGGGUUUUUGACACGGGGGCAGUUGAGACUGUGCCUGAGGAGGAGACAAAGCAGCACCCGGAAAAAGCGAAGGAAAUUGACGAGAAGACCAUUCUGGAUGCACUGGGAGUGUACUCCCUCGCAGAGAAGGCAGGAUCUGCAGUCCCAGAGACGGGGAUAUUCAACUACGUGAAAGCAUCUGCUGAGGAGGCCGUGAAAGAGGCACUUGAAAAAGAAGUGGGAAAAUGCGUGUACUAUCAGACCCCGGAGACGCACUUGAUACUGCGGGAGGACUCUGCAGCGUAUAAUGCGAUAUUUCGCAGCUGGAGAAAGGGUCUAGCAGGCCUUUUCACGGACUACAGGAAUGCAAAUGCAGCAAAAAAAGACUUUUCUUUCCACGCGUAUUCGAGCGGAAGUGUUUUCUUCUUCCACACGAGCGGAUAUGCGGGGUGCAGCAGAAUAUGCUGCAAAAACAACGGAUCAUACGCACUGUACGUGCUAGCGAAAGAUGCGGAUAUUGCGGACCUUUUUGAGAGCAGCUUCCAGAGAGACGGAGACGAGGGAUGGGGUCUGUCUGGGAGGGCUGUUCUGUUUGUGCUGGACUCAAUCAUCAACACGCAGGCAAGCACUGUCUGUGCUCUUCCUUUGGUGCUUUCGAAGUACCCCUUUGAAAACGGGAUUAUGACGAAGCCCAGCCUUGUCGUGCGCCCAGAGAAGAUCUCGCACAAGAAAACGUACAGAAUACUGAUCAAGGGAUGGAUAGCGAGUGCUGACAUACGCACACUCUCCCAGGCAGAGCAGGUAGAGGCAAAACACACAAACUUGGAGACGUACUAA
This is a messenger RNA of Nematocida major, 879 nucleotides long. RefSeq lists its product as uncharacterized. The transcript has a single exon. NCBI's taxonomy places the organism in Eukaryota, Fungi, Microsporidia. The coding region runs from base 1 to 879 and encodes 292 amino acids. The record is from RefSeq and is a predicted model, not a curated record.